Molecule: messenger RNA, 3369 nt
Organism: Pezoporus occidentalis (night parrot)
Lineage: Eukaryota; Metazoa; Chordata; Aves; Psittaciformes; Psittacidae
Gene: SUSD6
Product: sushi domain containing 6
Exons: 7
Coding region: 258-1193 (311 amino acids)
Biological process (GO): DNA damage response
Source: RefSeq, a predicted model, not a curated record
GCGUUGGGCUUCCUCCGAGGGCUGCGGGCUUUAAGGCGUGUAGUUAGGCGUGUGGAUCCCCCCUUGGUGUGGGGAGAACCGCUGGGGUUUAAAACCCCCGGGAGUAACAGCCGGGAAGUGUUCCCUGCUCUGUGUUACCUUUAGGACGGCUUACGGGUUCUUGGAGAGACGCGAAGUGUCCGGGAGCAAGACUGAGGUGCUCCUGAUCAACCAGAUCUUUCAGGAAUUUUCAGAAAAGAGACUUUGGUGGGUAAAAGAUGUGCCAUGGAAUGGUAGCACCAAAGAGCAACACAGGAUCGUCUCUUGCCUUGACUAGACAUGGGUUAUGUCUUCUGCUAGUUAUCUUUGGUACCUUUAUCUUGGAAGCACAGGCCACAGGUUGGCUCAGCAAAUCCAAAGGACCUGCAUAUUGUCCCCAGCCACCACAGCCUGAGAAUGGAGGCUAUAAGUGCCACCCUAGCCCCUGCAACAACCCUCUGACAUCAGGCAGUGUCAUUGAGUAUCUUUGCGUCAAAGGCUACAUGCUGAAAGGAGAUUAUAAAUACUUGACCUGCAAGAAUGGAGAGUGGAACCCAGCCAUGGAAGUCAGCUGCAGGCUCAGUCCAGAAAAGGACUCUCCCCCAACAAUUGGAGUACCCACGCUGUCCAUAGUAGCCUCCACAGCAAGCUCUGUCGCCCUGAUUCUGCUCUUGGUUGUGCUGUUUGUUUUGCUGCAGCCAAAGCUGAAGUCAUUCCAUCAUAGCAGGCGAGACCAAGGUGUGUCUGGAGAUCAGGUCUCCAUCAUGGUGGAUGGUGUCCAAGUGGCCUUGCCAUCCUAUGAAGAAGCUGUGUAUGGCAGCACAGGGAACUGCAUUCCACCCUCGGACUCCCGAGUGCAGAUUGUGCUCUCGGAGGGAGCUGGUCAGAAUGGAACCAGAGAAACGCAACAGCAGGACCAAGGGGCUCGCAAUAGCUUUGAAAGAGAAGAUGAAGCCCCUGGACAUUCUGGACUGUGUGAAGCCAGUGGCUCUCAGCGCUCUGAAACUGUUCUUGUGCAUCAGGCUGCUACCUCUUCCUGGGUAGCUGGCAUGGCUAGCAGUAGACCUGUACGCAAAGAAGUCCAAGAUUCAGAAAGCAGUGACAUACAGAGUCUUUUAUCACUCACUUCCUCUGAGGAAUACACAGAUGAUAUUCCCUUAUUGAAGGAAGCAUGAGGCCUGCUGUGUUUGUCUAGCCUUCUCCUCUUGGAUUUCUUCCUCUUCCCUUCCCCCUGCCUUCAGGACAGAAGCACUCUGUGCAGCCUUCCCCGUCCUUGUGAGCUGUGCCCUGGAUACCUCCACGCAGAGACGCCCCUCAGCUGAAGAUCCAAAGGAUGUCGCCAGGUUGCCUCCUGGAUGCACCAGUGGAGUUGGUGCAGUGCUGGCUUCCCCAUUCCAUCAGCAUCAGGGGCUCAAGGAACAGAGUGGAUUUGAGCUCUCCUCUCCUCUUCCCCAGCCAGAUGUUUGACAGCAGUCUCUGAAGAGCUGCUCUUUUCUUGUGCCUUUCUCCUCCUCACACUGGCUUGUUGCAGCUUAUUAGCCUCUCUAGCCCCUCCGCUGCCCAGAGAGCAGUAGCUAAAGCCGCUUGCUCACUGGGUGCAGACGAUUUAUAUAUACAUAUAUAUGUUACAUAGGCUCUUCUUCCAGCAUCCUCUUUGUGAUAGGGCAGGACAGAACGCCUCACUGGGACUGAAGCUGGGCUUGGGAGGGAUCCCAGUUAAGGGGCAGCUUGUGAUGUCCAGGAGCGCCUCAAAUGAGAUGGCCUGUGUGACAACUUAGCUGUGCAAUAACAGUUCAUUGGGAAUUGAUAGAGCACUGAAGGCUGAGAAGUCCAACGUGUAGGAAUGCCCUCUGCCCCCGUUUCAGAACCGUCUCCACAGGAGUCCAUUCCUGAAGAUCACUUGUGUCUCCUUCUUCCUUCUCUACCUGUGCAGCCCACUUGAUCAUGCCAUGUUUCUAGAAGCUGGGACUGCACCACCACCAAAACAACCCUUUCAGCUUUGUUCUGGUGCCAGAACAGCUCCUGGUGUUAGGUUGUAGAAGAGCCUUGGAGAGUGGGCAGUGGUUAGCAGAGCCCAGAAAGCUUGAAGGAAGGGACUUUCAGUUAACCAGCCCUGUGUUAACUAUGAGUUAGCCCCAUUUACUUGAGACAUCAGAACUGGUACCAAAUUUGUGGCCCUGCUCUUCUGAAUAAGCUGUGUGUCUCAAAGCUUUUUCAGUUAAGGUGGUUCUGCGCUAAAGCUUAAGUUCCUUAGGUCAUAUCUCUACUUUGAGAUCUAAUCUGGAAGUGGUUCAGGUAUCUGAAAAUGUCAAGAGAAAAAAAUGCCACAGGUAGUAAAUGCCUAGUGCCAGUGGGGCAAUCCCAGGUUACCUUUCCAGGCACACUAGGUACGUUGGUACUUGAAUCCUGGUUAGCUGCCAUCUCAGAGGUUGUCUUCCUAGCUUCAUACAGCAAGAGUCUGCUGUUGUAUCCUAAUGGGCUUUAGCAGGCCCACAAAGAAGGGCUCCUUCCUUGUGGCUGGGAGUAAAUAGCAUUUAAAAAGUCUUCUCAACCCACCACAGUUGCCUGUUGCUGCGAGGGAAAGCUGGUUACAUUGACAGCAGUGCUAGAGGACACCAUAGCUUAUUCCUGAACCUAGGUUUUGAAGAUUAUUUUAAGUUCUGGUAACAGGGAAAAGAAAAUCCAAAAGUACAUAUACCUCUGCCCCCGCCAUUAUCUACAGCAGGUCAGAACAUCCUGGUUGCUGUUAACAGCACUCUCAUUUUGCAGGAAGCCACGUUCAUCUGAGGUAGGUGAUCCAGUCACAAAGGCAUUGUGGUUGUAAGGUUCUUCACCAGGGAGGUCUGGAUGGUGUUCCGUGGGAUUGGUUUCAGCAAGAAGAGUUGGCUUCUUAGAUGCACGUACCUUGUCCUAACUAUCUUGAAGUAACCAGGGAAGUGUUUGCCCUGCGAGAAGCUGCUAAAUUUUUGAGUUGAAGGAGCAAAAUGUCAUGGCCUUACACAUCAUGUGGUAGCGUACUGGUAAAUAGGGUUACUGUCUUUGCUGCUUUGCUUUUGGCUUGUAUGAUCUUCACCAUCCUCACCCUUGUUGCCCCAGGAACAUACCGACACAGUGCUUGGUAAAAGUGAUGCAUCACCUUUAUAUAUAAAAUUACUGUGGCUUAGCUCCAGUUCCUGGAAAUGGGGAUUAGCCACAGUAUCCACCCAUUGUACACACUGCUCCUGUUCCUGAUUAACUGUUAAAUCCCAGGACACCUGGGACAGCAUGUGCCUGUGAAUGGAAAAAUCCUAUUUUCCCUAUCCUUGUUUUAGAGGGAUGUUAUUAAUUUAAAAAUACAGUAUUUUAAACUUC